AUGGAAAUUGAUGAACAUGAUGAAUUAGAGCAACAACAGCAGCAAGAUUAUGGUGAAGUCUCGGAACAUACUGCAAUCUCUUCAUCUUCGUAUGAUGAUAUGAAGAUGAGCACAAAUGAAGAUGAACAACAACCACAGGAGCAGGAACAAUAUGAAGACAUGGAGCAUGAACAUAAUGAAG
Messenger RNA from Acanthocheilonema viteae, 181 nucleotides. NCBI's taxonomy places the organism in Eukaryota, Metazoa, Nematoda, Chromadorea, Rhabditida, Onchocercidae. The record is from the annotation of a GenBank genome assembly.